Molecule: messenger RNA, 1089 nt
Organism: Prunus armeniaca (apricot)
Lineage: Eukaryota; Viridiplantae; Streptophyta; Magnoliopsida; Rosales; Rosaceae
Source: the annotation of a GenBank genome assembly
AUGCAGAGGAAAUGCCAAAAUUUCUUAAAGCUGCUAGACAAUGUCGAGAAUUUUGUCUUUCGUCCUUACAGCACCUCAGCAGAGACCUUCACUUUCGUGCCCUUCUAUACUGACGUCAGUGAUACGGUUGAGAUUCCAGCAGCCGUAUCGCAGAGUGACCAGUUCCGGAAGUAUGCUUUGUUGAAUGUUGCUCCCAUCCCCUUCCCUACUCUUGGAGACCACUGUGCAGAGGUUUCCGUGACCUACUCUCCACACCGAGUCAGGAGGCAGUUCGGGCUUGACCAAGGGGUACCCAGCAAUCCUAACCAUGAUGACCCUUUUGCUUUACACAGGAUCUUCUGGAGCAAUGACCACAUACCAGCCAAUUGCAGGCCCAUCGUUCUAGCAAGCAAGGCGAGGGUUGGUGGCUUCUCUAGAGGCUACCAAGCCUACUGGAAACGCUGUCUCUCUUCCUUCCGUGAGUUCCAAUCCUUUCCCGGGGACAGACUGCCUCCUACAACGGCUCACGAAGCCAAAGCCGGGGGUACAGGUCCUGGCGGUUCCGGAAAAAGUGCAACGCCAGUGUCAGGCAAAAGAAAGCGAGAGGAGGAGCAAAAUGUGAGUGAGAAGCAGACUGCGGGUAAACCCAAAAGGUUCAUUCCAAAGGUAGCCCAAGUGGCCCUUCCCCAACCAAAGAAGCAACUCCCCCGGAACAUCCACAGUCUUCGAAGCCUGCUGCAUCCGGGAGCUGGGGUCGUGCCGGCAAGGUGCCGGAAACUACCCCUCUCCGCCGUAAGUGUUCUCCACGAAUUCUUGUUAUCCGAGACAGUCGCGGCUUUGAAGAAAUUUCUAGACAAGUACGGGGAUUUCAUGGACAUGACUGGUAUUACUUCUUCAUUCUCGCGCUGUGCUGCUUUCCGGACCCUCGGCUUGGUGCUCCAUGGGAUGGAUACCAUGCAGCUGCUGGACAUUACUGAUCACAGGCUCCUUUGCUGGCGGGAUGCAGUUUGCGAGGCUAUGACUCUGGGCUUUCGAGCAGAGUCUCUUCUGAACCUGGUGAAGGGUUUGGCACGUGCUGUUCAUGAACAUGAAGUCAAAUCCCGGCCCUGA